Messenger RNA from Pseudocercospora fijiensis CIRAD86, 3141 nucleotides. RefSeq lists its product as uncharacterized. Gene Ontology annotation, biological process: transmembrane transport. The transcript is spliced from 19 exons. Lineage: Eukaryota; Fungi; Ascomycota; Dothideomycetes; Mycosphaerellales; Mycosphaerellaceae. Bases 1 to 3141 code for a protein of 1046 amino acids. Gene Ontology annotation, cellular component: membrane. The record is from RefSeq and is a predicted model, not a curated record. Gene Ontology annotation, molecular function: channel activity.
AUGCUUCAAGCUUCUUCAGGAUCAGCUCGGUACAUUGGUCCUUCUGGAGCCAGCUGCUGCGAUGAUCUGUUCAGACAAUUUCGUCGCAGAUCAAUCAGAGUCCAAGCAUCAUUUUGCUUCGAGACAAAGUUCGAAAGGUUCGUGUCAGUCUCGGCAAUGCUGUCACAUCAAUACCAAUCUAGGAUUUUUCAGUACCCGAGCGCUGGUCCUCAAAAAUCCCUGGCCUUUCUUCAAGCAUGGGCCAUAAUUCAAAAGCAGCGUCAACGGUGUGUGGUUAAAGCCACGAUUGAUAACAGCAGUCUCCACGAGAAUGCACCAGAUGCCAUCUCCAGCCUUCGAUCAUCAACAAACUUCUCGAAAUCGACAUUCCGCCAGAGUGGGCGCCAGAGGAACUUGGAGGAAGGACAAACACCUAAACGCAAUACUCCUGCGGGCUCGAGAGUCUUUUCUCAUACCACAUCCGGCCUCGCACACAGUCCUCGAGGGAUUGACAACAUCAAAUGGCCUCUAUCAGUGCCAGUUCAAGACGCGAGCGUAUGGUCAGGCAUAUUGAAGGAACACACUCAGGCCCUUCCCAUCGGACUCACUUUGAAGGUCCCCGUAGACGAUGACAGAACUCCGAGAAGCAGCGAAAGAGCGAUAAGAAAGGCAAGACCUGAUACUUCAAGCAACCUCAGUCCGGUACUUCCCAAGCAAAAGCAGGCACAAGAGCGGAAGGCUACAUGGAACAGGCCGUCCGCCUCGGACCAUGGUCUGGUCACUGUCUUGCUCCCCUUCACUCGGCGCUGCUACAUCGAGCUGAGUCGCGAGCUGCAGACUUGGCCGAACAUGCAGGCUGAUCUCUCCUACACAUUAUUUAUUGGAGACCAACGGCCUGCAUUUCUAACCCACAGCCUACAUCAAACCUCCAAGCAAAAUGUACAUGUACCUCCCAAGACAACGAAGAAGGGUGCACUUCAGGAACAACACCAUGCCCCGAACCAGAAUGCCAUCUAUGACCAAACAUUGCGCUCUCUGACCGCAGCACUCUGCGCCUCCAAGCCAAGUAUCAGAAGUCCUCAGCAGCAUGGUCAAGACUCCACGAAUCGCCAGCCGCCAGUACUUCGCAAAAAGAAGACUGCGAAGGCACUCAAGAAAGAGUACAAAAUUGCUUCUGCGUCAGCUCGAGCUCAGCUCGCUCUGGCAAUCGUCAGCAUGAAUCUCCCUAUCUUCGAGGAGCUCGAGCUCACGCCACGUGGGGAGAGAAAGCGGAAGAGGCUUUACAGAGCAAUAAUCCGAGACAAGAAUCGCGACCUCCAGGACUUUCUCGAAGCGAAGAAAGCCAAGAAACGCAAGAGUACAAAGCUUCGUGCGGCGAGACUGGCCAAAUGGGACUUGCAGGAUCGUUUCUAUGUGAGUGAGACGGACUUCGAUGACGGAGCUUCGGAAGCUAGCGAUGAAUCGUGGUCUUCCCUAGGCUCAUUUGAUGAUGAUGGUGACGAUUAUGGAGAUGAUUAUGAUGAUGAUGACGGCUAUGAUAGCGGCAUGAGUGGCGGGCUGGGAGAUAUGGAUAGUCUUCAGGGCAGUGACGACCUGUCAGAUCCUGAUACCGACACAGAUGGCGGGAUUGGAGAGGCAGACGGUGCUCAGGACACUGACAAUCUGACGGAUCCUGACACUGAUGUUGUGCAUAGCACCUCUAUCGAGUGGCAGAACUGGUUGUACGUUACCAUGGAGAGCUUCUGGGACCAAAUAUCGAUGAUCCAAUUUGCUCCUGGCAUAUCAAGUCGGCUUUGUAGAGAAUCCUUCUUCGGACAAGCCAUCUUUGACUUGGUUUUUUUCCACUGCUCAUGUCAAAGCCUGAUCCUGUUGAUGACACUCCAAGCUGACGGAAUAUGGUCGUCUUUCGUGCCCGCCAUUGAAGGAUCAUCUCAGGCGUACCCCACAAAAUGGACUGAAUUUCGGCACGAUAUCGAAAUGUCGAAAGUCACGACAUGUUCAGCUCGCAAUGACCCAGCGUCCUUUCAACUCCAUUUCCAAGGUGCAAAAGUGCGCGAGCACCCUUUCGCAGGUCGCAUUGGAGGCAAUCAAGAGCUCUGCCUCGAUCCAGAUGACGAGGCUGUGAAGAAACAGCCAGAUGCCGCACCGAUAAUCUCCUUGUCCCAAUCUCUGGACCCGCCGGGAUUCUUGGUCUUUGAGUACUACAAGAUGGGAUUGAUCGAAGGGCCUGGGACCUGUCUGCUCGUCUUCGUAUCUGGUGCUGGCGCCAAUGCUCUUACUACAUUAGGAGAUUCCGUCUCGCCGAUGGCUAUAGCAUUAUAUGCUGCUCUCAUGAACUGGGUUGCACUGACAUUGUUCGUGUACACCACCGCACCUGCCUCCGGCGGACACCUCAAUCCCUCGAUCACCUUGGGAACACUGUUUGCAGGAUUGUCGAGCUUGCCAAGGAGUUUAAUUUACGUUGUGUCGCAGAGUGUUGGUGCCAUAGUAGGAGGAUUCUGGUUAAGGCUUGGGCUGGGGAAGAGCGGGUAUUUCCCUUCUGGCGUUGUGCCUGGUUGUACGGUCGAUCAGCAGCUUGUUUCGAGAGGUCAGCUCUUCGUGCUUGAAUAUGUCUUCGCACUGGCGCAGCUCUUUCUGGCCUUUGGGGUCGGCCUUGGACCCAGAAAUGCGAAGACGUAUGGUCCGGCAUUUGCGCCUGUGCUUGUCGGCCUCACGCUUGCACUGGGAACUUUGGCAAGUGCUUUUGUGAAAGAAGGAUAUUCUGGGAUCUGUAAGCAUCAUUCCCGACUCGUCUGUCUCACCUGUCAAAAAGCUGAUCGUGGAGACAUGCAGUACAACUACCUUCAUUGGUUCGCCACAUUGGCAGCCUGUAUGGUGCACGGCGUGUUCUACCAUACUGUGCCGCCAUACAAGAAGAGCAGCGGUAAAGCUCGACGUGAAGCACUGCCAUCAUUCAGCAUCAUGCAGGUGAAAAAAGCAAGAUUUGGUCCGAGUGUCAUUCUGGGGCGUGAUGGUGAGAAUGGCAGGGCCUUGAAACAUGACCAGGUGAGCAGUAGGAGUCCUGAUUGUAUGGACGAGGAUCUGAUCGUAGAAAUCUGGGAAGCUUCUCUAGACAUGACCGUGAGCUGCUUGCGCUGCACAUUUACUUCAAUGGUUCUCUGA